Puccinia graminis f. sp. tritici CRL 75-36-700-3 is the source of this 1831-nucleotide messenger RNA. RefSeq lists its product as uncharacterized. The record is from RefSeq and is a predicted model, not a curated record. Gene Ontology annotation, molecular function: protein binding. NCBI's taxonomy places the organism in Eukaryota, Fungi, Basidiomycota, Pucciniomycetes, Pucciniales, Pucciniaceae. The transcript has 6 exons. Bases 390 to 1535 code for a protein of 381 amino acids.
CUUGAGUUGCUCGAGUAUGUAACAUCGAUGCAUCGAUAAUUCGACUCCUCGAGCCUCGAUGACUACUCAUGGCAGUCAAGCUGAUGAUGACUCUCGAUCUGUUGGAGGCUGUCUUGCCGGAUCUUGGUAACCGUCUGCUACAUAUAUACACCCUAAAACUAAAUACACAUAGCAACCAACCAUUGAGGAAACUGUCAACUUUUCCUACAGCUCUCCAUGUUUCCUGAUCUCGGAAACCAACUGGACAACUGAUUGUGACUCCGGCCUGCCAUAUUGAAGGAUCGACUUCGAAGUUGCGUUCAAAAACAUCCAUCAUCUCAAACAGAAUAACACGAUUCCUCUCUUUUCAUCUUGGUCUUACCUCUCUCUCAAAAUCCCACAAGCAAGCUAUGGUCAAUCAAGCCCCAAAACACCACCAGCGACCUCGAAGCAGGGUCUCGACCGCUCAAACUCGCUCAACUAGCUAUUCAUCAUCCAUCAGAAGCAUAUCCGAGUCGAGGGGCUGGUUGAUCGGCUUCAGUUUUGCUGUGAUCGCCAUCCUAUUCUCUCAAGAGAUUUCCGAUUAUAUUCACUCUAACGAUCAAAAUCACAUCCUCAAGCAGUACUCAUCACAACGUGCCCCAAACGUAUCGGCCUGGAAGGUCGUUCCGAUGUCCAACCGAGGAGGCGGCUAUGGGGUUAUCGCAACAAGACAGAUCCUACCUGGAGAACUGAUCAUGAAAGAAGCACCGCUGGUCAAGAUCAAACUCGGCCCAACUACGCUUGGAAGAGCAAGUCGUAAAGUAGAACGAGCCGUCCAAGAGCUCAGCGGAGAAGAUCGUAAUCGUUUCUUAGGUCUCUCGAACGUUUGGGAAAAUCGCAGCGAAAUCGGAUUAAACAAACAUUCAGGGAUCUUUCAAACAAACAGUAUGAGCUCAGGUCGUGGUUAUAUGUCCAUCUUUCCUUCUAUCUCUCGUCUAAAUCAUGCAUGUACCGGGGCCGUCAAUGCGGUCUAUAACUGGAGAGAGAAUGAAGGACGAGAGGUAGUACAUGUGACAAAAGUAAUCGAACCUGAAGAAGAAAUCUUUAUAACUUACUUUGACUCCAAAUUGCCGCGGAAUGACAGACAAUCUUUCCUUCAUCAAACUUAUGGAUUUAAUUGUACAUGUACGAUUUGUUCACUUGAUUCACAUCGGGUACAAGAGUCGGAUCAUCGUAUCACUCGGAUUAACUCUUUGAAGGCAACCCUCAGUGCAUGGAGUGCUGGAUCCAUUGGAGGGGCAGAAGCAGUUCAAUUAAUUGAAGAUGCAAUUGAUUUGAUGACUCAGGAAGGCAUGACAUAUGAGUUUGGUCAGUUAUACGCUGAUGCCGCCCAUAUUGCGGUGUCGCAUUCCGAUUUCCAAAGUGCUCGAAAAUAUGCCUCGCUUGCAGCCAAGCACUUCAGCAUCGAAUUAGGCCCAGACAGCGUAGAGGUAGCUGUUGCAAAUCAAAUCUUCAAGAAUCCAACUUCGUCGAAUGUCUGGGCAACUCGGCUCCAAGAAACUGUUCGAAAAUGAGUCAUACUCAAAGGAGGCCACUUGAACCAAAGUGGACAUCCUUUUACAAGGGUAGAUGGUACUGUUCCAUGCAACCUGGCUUGGCUUCGUUCAGAAGUAAAAUUCACCAAAAAAAAAAUCAUCAAGUUCCUACUCCCUUCUACCCUACUUCGGGACUCAGGAUCUGCACUUUUCAUGCAUAAACGAUAGUCAUAGACAAUAAGGAUAAGUACCUGCGAUACUAUUGUAACAUUUAAUAUUUAUGUGUACUUCUAGAUCUCCAAAUUCAAAUCGUGAAAUAAGACAUGUUUCUCGCC